CUUCCCCUCCUCCACUCCCAUCCCUUUCAGCUUCUGUGAUUGAAGCCAGCCGCGCUCUCCGCCCCCCAGCAACAACGAGGACGCCUCUCUCCCUUCAGAGGGCGCUCGAAAGCGGCUCUUUUUCCCGCCUCCGACGAGUCCGCCGCAGCCGGCGGAGCGGAGGGCGGGGGAGAGAUUAAAGAGAGAGAGACAAAAAGCGAAGGAAGAUUGUCCUCCCUUCACCAGACGUCACGUGAGAUAGGGAAGUGUUUUUUUGUUUUUUUUUGCUGGUGUGUGUAAGCGUUUGUGUAAUAUAAAAAAAUCUCUUUUGCUAGCGGUUACUGCUAUUGGCCACGCGACUUCGUUGGUGGCGCGCGCCACUAGUGGGCGCCGCCUCAGGGCAAAAGACAGCUGGCUGGCUGAGAGCGAGAGUUUGUCUAACGAGCAAAAAAAAAAAAAAAGCAGGGAGGCGGUUGGUGGCGCGAGACUUUCCGCGCGCGCCUUAAGUGACGCGGCGUUCUGAAGGAAAGGAAGGUCGGGGGAGGAGCGGCGAGGUGAAGAGAGGCGAGGCGUUUGCUGAAGUGAGCGCUGCUGCUGUGGCGGUGGCGGCGGGAGCGGCAGCCGCGACUGGGGCUGCGUGAGGGGUCGCGAUGUGAAGCUGCUUCCACACGGCCCGCCAGGGCAGACGGCGGUGACGCCCGGGACGUGACGAAAGGGCUUGGACCUGCCAGGCUCUGCUGGUUGAAGUGACUCAGCAGGAUGCUUGGACUUGUAACACCCGCACUUAUGGGGAGGCAUCAGCUACCACUGAAUAUGAACCAGGGUUAAGGCAACAAAUGAUGCUAAGCCAUGGCCUCAUUAUGAAGCCAGGUGGAUGGAGAAAACGAGCCAGUGAGAGAGAUGGCUGGGCGACAUGGGGAGGAUAUAUAUCUGCCAAGGUACAAAAACUGGAAGAUCAGUUCCAUUCAGAUGCAGCUAUACAACAUCAAAAAGAUGGAACUUCAUCCAGUAUCUUCAGUGGAGUAGCUAUCUAUGUCAAUGGCUUUACAGAUCCUUCAGCUGAUGAACUAAGAAGGCUAAUGAUGUUGCAUGGAGGGCAAUAUCAUGUGUAUUAUUCUAGAUCCAAAACAACGCACAUUAUUGCAACAAAUCUUCCAAAUGCCAAAAUAAAAGAACUCAAAGGGGAAAAAGUGGUUCGACCAGAAUGGAUAACAGAAAGCAUAAAAGCUGGGCGUCUCCUUUCUUACAUUCCAUAUCAGCUUUACACAAAGCAGUCAAGUAUUCAGAAAGGCCUCUGUUUCAGUGCCAUAUGCAAACCAGAAGAUCCUAUUCCAGGUCCUAGCAAUAUCUCUGGAGAGCUCAACAGGGUAAAUAGUCCAGUAAAAAAAUAUGAAAAGAAGAAUGAAAUCAAAGCCAAUGGAAUGAGAAAAUUGAACAAGGAAUGUGAGACUGGAGAAACAGGAUUCCUGGAGGAAGUCUUUCCUUGGAGUAAACAGAAUGGAAUUCACCAUAGGGACAGCACUGCCAUUUUUAAUGGACACACUCAUAGUUCUAACAGUGCCUUAAAGACACAGGAUAGCUUGGUGCACUCUGGCCAUAAGGUUGCAACUAGACUGUCUCCAGGCCCUGUGCAGGAGGAGGAAAGGAAAGAGAAAUCUGACUUCAGAGACUGCUCUGUACAGCAUUUGCAACAAAGCAACAAAAAUACAGAACUUUUACAGGAUCCUCAUAGGACUAUGAAUAAUUCAUCUUCAUCUUUGCACAGUAAUAUUAAAAUAAAUGGUGCUUAUCAUUCCACUGUUCAGGGGCCUUCAAGCACAAAAAGCACUGUUUCAGUAUCUGCUCCUAGUAAGGUGGUUUCUUCACCUCUGUCCAAAUCUUCUAAUAGCAGUUUUAUUUCUGACUUUUAUUCUCGUUCAAGACUUCAUCAUAUAGCUACCUGGAAGUGUGAAUUUACAGAGUUUGUUAACACCCUACAGAGACAAAACAGUGGAAUCUUCCCAGGAAGAGAAAAGUUAAAAAAGUUGAAAGCAGGGCAGUCUGCAUUUCAUAAAGCUGAUACAGAUAAUGUGUUCAUCCUGAGCUCAACCAAGCAUCAGAGCUGUAUAAUGCAUGUGGACAUGGACUGCUUCUUUGUGUCAGUGGGUAUUCGAGAGAAGCCAGACCUAAAAGGGAAACCAGUGGCUGUUACAAGUAAUCGAGGAUCAGGAAAAGCAUUGCUUCGUCCAGGUGCAAACCCACAGCUGGAAUGGCAAUAUUACCAGAAUAAAUUACUGAAAGGCAAAGCAGCAGAAACUGGUAAAUUGGACUUCACCAUUGAGGAUGAGCUGGAUUCUCCCCAAAUGAAUGGAAAUGAAUUUGAUAUCUCUGUUUCAUCAAGGGCUGAAAUUGCAUCCUGCAGCUAUGAGGCUAGACAAGCUGGUAUAAAAAAUGGGAUGUUUUUUGGGCAAGCAAAACGAUUGUGUCCAGAUCUUCAAGCAGUACCCUAUGAUUUUCAAACAUACAAAGAAGUUGCACAGACAAUGUAUGAAAUUCUGGCAAGCUAUACUCAUAACAUUGAAGCGGUCAGUUGUGAUGAAGCAUUAGUAGAUAUCACUGAAAUCCUUGCAGAGACUGGCCUAUCUCCUGAAGAAAUAGCAAAUGCUAUUCGUACUGAAAUAAAAACCAAGACCAAAUGUGCUGCUUCCAUUGGAAUAGGUUCGAACAUUUUAUUGGCUAGAAUGGCAACUCGCAGUGCAAAGCCUGAUGGGCAGUAUCACUUGAAGCCAGAAGAAGUGGAUGAUUUUAUUCGAAGUCAACUAGUAAUUCAUCUUCCAGGAGUUGGCAGGACAAUGGAAUCUAAGCUAUUGGCAUUGGGUAUAAAAACUUGUGGAGACCUUCAGUGCUUCACUAUGUUGAAGCUCCAGCAAGAAUUUGGUCCUAAAACAGGACAGAUGCUCUUCAGAUUCUGCCGUGGUUUGGAUGAUAGACCUGUUCAAAGAGAGAAAGAGAGAAAAUCUGUUUCAGCAGAGAUCAACUAUGGCAUAAGAUUUACCCAGCCUAAAGAAGCUGAAGCUUUCCUGAUGAGUCUCUCAGAAGAGAUCCAACGUAGAUUGGAAGCUGCUGGUAUGAAAGGCAAGCGAUUAAUUCUCAAAAUCAUGGUCAGAAAAGCUGGUGCUCCAGUAGAAUCUGCAAAAUAUGGUGGCCAUGGAGUCUGUGACAACAUUGCAAGGACAGUGACUCUUGAGCAUGCAACCAACAGUGCCAAAGUGAUUGGAAAAGAGAUGUUAAAUAUGUUUCACACAAUGAAAUUGAACACAUCAGAUAUGAGAGGGGUUGGAAUUCAAGUACAUCAGUUAGUUCCAGUUAAUAAAACAAGUUCAGCAGUUUCCUCUUGCUCAUCGGUACAGUCUGGUUUCUUACCUGGUGGUUCCAGUUCCAUUAUCGAUCUUUUGCAAGUACCAAAAGCUACAAAGAACUCAGAACAACAACACAAGGAAGCAGCUGCUAUGGAUCUUGAAGAACCUUCUGCUUCAAAAGCAUGUACAGUGCUACCACCUCACCCGACAACAUCUAAUGUCAAUCGUGUUACCAGCAAAUCUGAGCCUGCAGUCAGUUGGAAUGGUUUGCACACACCUGUCAAUCUAAAGCCCAGGCUUAAUUUAAGUAUUGAGGUUCCAUCAGCUUCCCAGCUGGAUCACUCUGUCUUAGAAGCACUUCCCCCUGAUCUUCGAGAACAAGUAGAACAAAUGUAUUCUAUUCAACACACCGAGAUUUGCAGUAGUAACAAAAAAGAACCAGUAAAUGGGUACAAUACCAGCUUUCCAACACAGCCAGUUGGAGCUGUUCUCUUACAAAUACCAGAUGUCCAAGAAUCGAGCAGCGAUGCAGGAAUCAAUGUAAUAGCACUACCCGCAUUUUCACAGGUGGACCCUGAGGUUUUUGCUGCACUCCCUUUAGAGCUGCAAGAGGAGCUCAGACAGGCAUACGAUCAAAGGCAAAAACAUAUAGAAAUGAUUUUCCAGCAGUCGGCAAAUACCAUGGUGUCAAACAAUCCUUUACUAAAUGUGAGACAAGUUACAAAAAAUAAGAAAAAAAGCAAGAAAAGACUCCAAACCAGCCCAGUAAAAAAGAGCCACAGUCCUUUGAAAAACAAACUCUUUGGGAGCCCCGCAAAAAGUGCAGCUAUUUCUGUUGGAAGCCCACAGAAAUUAAUAGAUGACUUCCUAAAACAGGAUGGAGCAACCACUGACAAAUCUCAGGUGGAAUUAAUGCAAAGCACUGUGAAUACUUCAGGCCCUUCCAUUUCACAGCCACACUUACCUUCUGUUACUAGGCCGCAGGUCCCCAAUUUAGCUGGAGCUGUUGAGUUCAGUGAUGUAAAGGCCUUACUCAAGGAAUGGAUUACAACCAUAUCAGAUCCCAUGGAGGAAGACAUCCUACAAGUUGUGAAGUAUUGUACUGAUCUGAUAGAAGAAAAAGAUUUGGAGAGGCUGGAUUUGGUUAUAAAGUAUAUGAAAAGGCUGAUGCAGCAGUCAGUGGAAUCGGUGUGGAACAUGGCUUUUGACUUCAUUCUUGACAAUGUUCAGGUGGUUUUGCAACAAACUUAUGGAAGCACAUUAAAAGUUAUCUGAACUGAUCUUGUAGGAAAAAAGUCUGGUGAGAGCCUGGAGCUCUCUGGUAGCUGUGCCAUAAGUGCUUGUGAGGUAUUUGCAAAGUGCAUGAUAGUAAAGCUAAGUUUUUAUAAGUUGACGUUUUUUUUAAAGAAGAAAGUGUUUUGUACAUUUCCUUUUAAGAAAGUGCCAAAUUUGUCAGUAUUGCAUGUAAAUAAUUGUGUUCAAAUUCUUUUAUUGUAGUAUAGAAUCUAUUUACAAAAUGUUUGUUUAUAAAGGUUUACGGAUUUUUACAGUGAAGUGUUUACAGUUGUUUAAUAAAGAACUGUAUGUAAUUUGUACAGA
Heteronotia binoei (common prickly gecko) is the source of this 4916-nucleotide messenger RNA. It is a transcript of the gene REV1, whose product is annotated as REV1 DNA directed polymerase. The coding region runs from base 816 to 4592 and encodes 1258 amino acids. The record is from RefSeq and is a predicted model, not a curated record. Gene Ontology annotation, molecular function: damaged DNA binding; deoxycytidyl transferase activity; DNA-directed DNA polymerase activity. Lineage: Eukaryota; Metazoa; Chordata; Lepidosauria; Squamata; Gekkonidae. Gene Ontology annotation, cellular component: nucleus. The transcript is spliced from 24 exons. Gene Ontology annotation, biological process: error-prone translesion synthesis; error-free translesion synthesis.